Messenger RNA from Seriola dumerili (greater amberjack), 2291 nucleotides. RefSeq names its product solute carrier family 39 member 13 (gene slc39a13). NCBI's taxonomy places the organism in Eukaryota, Metazoa, Chordata, Actinopteri, Carangiformes, Carangidae. The coding region runs from base 220 to 1368 and encodes 382 amino acids. Gene Ontology annotation, biological process: zinc ion transmembrane transport; intracellular zinc ion homeostasis. The record is from RefSeq and is a predicted model, not a curated record. Gene Ontology annotation, molecular function: zinc ion transmembrane transporter activity. Gene Ontology annotation, cellular component: membrane. The transcript has 10 exons.
CCUCCAGGAUCCUGAUACGUGGCUGUUUGGGAAAGCCGCCGCGACCGACUGUUACUUGAGUGCUGCAGCUAGCGGAUCUCUGCCCUCAGCAGCUGGGAGUGUGGAGAAACUCUAGCCUGCCUUCAUCAAGCCGGCCUGGAUGGCAGGGACACACUGGUGCAAAGACUGCCGAAACCACAAGCAUUACUGGUUGCAAGUGCUCUUCGGACCGUGGGACGGAUGAAAGGUGGGCACUGCAGGAGGCCCAGCUGGGCUGUAGCUGCUCUGUUUAUCCCAGUUACCCUGCUGAUGCUGACCUCCAGAGGAGCAUCAAGCAGCCAGAAGAUGACACAAACAGCUAUGGCUCAUGCAACAGCCACAGCAGCAGGACCAGGCCCCAGCCUGACAGAUGACCUCCCAGGCCUCCAGGCAGUAGCAGACCUCUUAGCCAGUGAACAGGCUCAUGUUUGGUUCCUGUCCCUGGUGGGCUCUGUUGCUGUAGGCCUCAGCGGGAUUUUCCCCCUACUCGUCAUUCCCAUUGAGGCUGGAGCAGCCCUCAAAACAGAAGCUGGAUGCCAGAAGCUGAAGCAGCUCUUGAGCUUUGCUAUUGGUGGUCUCCUUGGUGAUGUAUUUCUUCACCUCCUCCCUGAGGCAUGGGCGCUCUCCGUCUCUUCAGCUGGUAAACAAAACCACUACAUGACCCAAGGCUUGUGGGUAAUCGUUGGCCUAUUGGCCUUCCUACUCCUAGAGAAGAUGUUCCCAGACCAGGACAGCCACGAGGAUCCUGCUUCAAACUCGGACCUGAAUUUUAACUCUCCUACACAGUCUAAUUCAGUUUUCGGUGAAAAGGCAGUGGCAUCACUCAGAAAUGGGCACCAUGCUGAGUCAAGGAAAUCCUCCAAGCAACAGAGUCUGCCGGAAAGAUCAGAGAAAAUCAAGACAAGUGGAUAUCUAAACCUACUGGCCAACUGCAUUGACAACUUCACUCAUGGACUGGCAGUAGCAGGGAGUUUCCUCAUUAGCAAAAAGGUUGGCUUCCUCACCACCUUUGCUAUCCUGCUCCAUGAAAUCCCACAUGAGGUGGGAGACUUUGCCAUUCUGCUGAGGGCCGGGUUUGACCGAUGGAGUGCUGCUCGCAUGCAGCUGUCUACAGCGCUGGUCGGCAUCCUGGGAGCUUGUUUUGCUCUGUGCACUCAGUCACCAAAAGGCACAGAAAAUGCCACUGCCUGGAUAUUGCCUUUCACUUCUGGAGGCUUUCUCUACAUUGCCCUGGUGAAUGUGGUGCCUGACCUGCUAGAGGAGUCCAGUUUAAGGCACUCCCUACUGCAGAUCCUGCUCAUUUUCUGUGGCGUGGCGGUCAUGGCUCUGCUCUCUGCCAUUGUUGACUGAACAUGGAGGCCUUACCAAAAACUAAAACUCAGCACUGGAGAGAAAUCCUGUCCUCCACCAUCCCUCAUAUCUGGUACCUCCCAUUCUUGGAAACAUCCUCUUUACUAAGAAAUUACAUCGUUACAUUGAUAUCAUCAUCAUCCCCACCAUCAUCAUCGUGUUACACUAAAACAAAUGUCUGACAGAAGAACGGAACUUUAUGGAUGGAUGACUGAAAGGAUGACCUUCUCGAUCUGCUGACAGGACGUUUGUGAGGACAUGUCAAAAUGUGCCAGACUUAAACAUCAAGGGAAUUCAGAGGGUUUGUAUGGAUAUCAGUUACCAAAUUGUUUUAUAUUGUUGAUCAGACAAUCAUGUUGAUUUGCACAUACAUUUACACAGGUACAUCUGAUGUACCUGCUCAACAGAACAGGUGUUAUUGGACCUUUUCAAGGACCUCCUCCUUUAAAAUGCAUUGAACCCUAAAUUGUUUAAACAUUAUAUGUGUUUGUUACUGUUGUGCAUCUUCUGUUUCCAAUGUAGCUGCUGCAUAUUUAUUGAAAAAAAACAAGCAACCCAGUCUUACCAGACGUGCGCCACAACCACCACUCCAUAUUCUUGUCUAGUUAAGAAAUAAGUGCCAAGAAGUGAAGAUGGUCUGUUACACUAUUGUCGACUCUACACCAAAGUAUGCUUUUUCUGGUCGUAUUGCCCUCACACACUACAGUCUGCACCUUUUUUAAAGCACAGGUUAGUGCUUACAUAAACCUCUGCUUGAAUAAAUAAUUGUGAUAAUGUUAUAAAUUCUUGUUACCAAGAACUUUGUGAGUCAUGGGACAGAUAACAGCUCUUGACCAUGCAGGAUUAUUCGUAUUAUUAUGUUGUUCACUUCUGAAAGUAAAAGUUUCCACUCCUGAAGAAAUAAACUGUAAAUUUCUCUAUAA